GGAAUAUUAUCUUUUUAUUCUUUCAUUCCCGUUGCGCGUGGGCAUUUUAAACGAUAAGCUAACGUAAACAUAAUUUUUACUAAUAUUUUCUAUUUUUUUAAAUGUGUUUAUAACUAAUCAGUCUGAAUUUACGAGCAAAUCCAGUCAUGUUUGUGAUCGUGCGUUAUGCAGAUGACAGACGAGAGCUGUUUAAUCCGGAUUGUAGAAGCUGCUUGUUGCUAAACAACAUAAAGGAACGUUGUGACUGUGACGAAGAUGAUAUCGUGGAUCUAUCAGAUGAAACAGGCUGUCUCAAGAACCUGAUAAAACAUCCUUUAGAAUAUGCAACUAAAUUCCUGACAAGUCGAGAAAUUCUUGUUCUUGUCAAAGGAGAAAAGACUGAUGACAAUCAAAUGACGUUUGUACCUUUACUAGAAAGCCUAGAAGAUAAUAAAGAAUUUUUAGAGAGACUCAACCCACCACCGCCGAAACAAAAGGAAGAAAAACACUCUUCUCCACGGAAUUCCGCAAGAGGAAUGCAUCCCGGCUUGGGUUCAAAAAGAACGUCGUUGGUCCCAAGACCGAGCAAAAACCUCGGCAUCCCGCAACAAUCCCGUAAUUUGCUCAGUCCAAACAUGGGCCGAAGAUCAAGUCGAGCCCGAAGUCAAAGUGUUCAGUUAUCACAUACUCCUCUUAACUUGCUAAAGAAGCCUCGAUAGCUACAAACACAUCGACGACAAUUAAGAUCACGUGAUCGUCAUAUGAAAUAUAGAGCGCUUUCACCGAUGACGUCACGGCCGCCAUAUUGGCGUACCUUUAACAACUGAAAUUGAACUCAAAUGUAAAUUUAAAUGUUGAAAGUAUUAAUUAUUCGUACCGUACCUUUUACCUGCCGGGCCAUUACGACCUCGUGCAAUGUCAAACAUCAGAGUCACACUCUCUAUUGCCGUUUCAAGUCGAGGCAUUUAGGUCAAUACAAUGAAAAUGUAUAGAACCUGACCCAAAUGCAACAAUUUUUUGAAGACAAUAGAAUGCAACUGUAAUAUCUUCUAUUUGAUCAAUGUUCGGGUAAGGUCUAUUUGUAGAAAUACGUUGCAUUAUGGGGCUGGUUUGAGGGACUCUUCAUCACUCAGUUGACAUUUUAUGCAUCAGGAAACAAAAUAAAUUUGAAAAUUAACACGACAA
Actinia tenebrosa (Australian red waratah sea anemone) is the source of this 1164-nucleotide messenger RNA. RefSeq lists its product as uncharacterized. The record is from RefSeq and is a predicted model, not a curated record. NCBI's taxonomy places the organism in Eukaryota, Metazoa, Cnidaria, Anthozoa, Actiniaria, Actiniidae.